Molecule: messenger RNA, 321 nt
Organism: Blepharisma stoltei
Lineage: Eukaryota; Ciliophora; Heterotrichea; Heterotrichida; Blepharismidae
Source: the annotation of a GenBank genome assembly
AUGAAAAAACCAGAAACUUUCUCUCGCAAGUCUGACAGAGUCAAAUUUAACCCAAAUGAUAUCCUCAAGGAUCUGCAAGAUAUAUAUGGGACUGUCCACUAUAGAUUAGCAAAAAUCAGCACCAAACACUAUCGCCAGAAACCAAAAAAGCUAAAAAUGAAAUCAAGUUCAAGAAGUCUUGAUGGUGUGCUUGGAUUAGCUUCAUUUAUAAGAGAAAUAGAAGGAUUGACGCCAGUAUCUCCUAAUUCUACUCCCUGCAGGGCUGCAACUCACUUGAAGAUCGCCAAGUUUAUAUAUCAAGACAUAACCAGUCAUAGCUAA